AUGUCGGCCGUGCCUGUGGUGUGGUGUUCGGAUCCGAACUCGUCGGAGAAGAAGCAACCGUUUGCGUUGCAGGGCAUCCAGCUGCAGGGCAACAUCACCGAGAAGCAUGUGCUCGCGAUGAAGGAGCUGAUCAACGCCGCUUCGGAAGGUCGCCUGUUGUUGCCCACCGACGGUGCCAUUGUCCUGCUCGAUUGCGGGCUCAGCAUCGGCAGCAUGGUGAUCGAGGGCAAGGCGGGUAAGGAGGUCGCAGCUGAGGCUGCCGCCGCUGCCGCUGCCACCGCCAGUGACGCUGCCGGUAAUCAUAAAUCAAUUCCGCCCAGCCGUCCUACCGCCGGGGCCAAUAAUUGUGAUCCGUCGCCGGUCGACGGGGGAGACUGUAAUAAUCAUAAUAGUAGCAAUAGCAGUAGCGAUGAGUCUGAUAGAAUAGCCACUAGUGAUAGGCACCGGCGGCUCGAGGCGACCGAGAAGCUGCGCGUAAUGCUCGAGCAGCAGUUGGACGGACGGGCGGACAUUGAUCCGGAUCAGCCGAAUGCAACGGUACUUCGCCAGACGGUUAGUGCCGAUGGUCAGGAGCGAGAGCUGCUGGAGCAGGAGGAGAAGGAGGUAGACAAGAAAAGGUCCAACAGCGAUGACGAUCAUCGAGCAGGAGAAAUGGAAAGAUCCGGCGAAGUGCUAGACCUGCCCGAGGAUCGAUUAGGUGGAGUUGCUCCGGGUUCGGAGAUUGACGGUUCCCUGGAGGAGGAAUCGAUCAGACGAAGUACGAAUGGAGAAGAGGAAGAAGGAUCUGGUGCAGUGGAGCGGGUGGCCACGACCUCUGGUCCGGAGCUGUUGUACGAGUUUCUGUGUUGUGCCAAAUGUAUGAACGAUCCGACGACCAGCUGCUCGAAUAUGCCCAGCCACCGAACACGCAGUCUAACCGCGCUCAAUAACAGCUCAAAGCUGCUGUCCCGCGUGCUAAAUGGGCGGGCCAAAGCAAGGCUGUACUGUGAUCCCGUGUACAACAUCUCCAAUUUGUACUUCAAGCGGUUCAUCAACUACAAAAUCACCAAAAGCCGUCGUCCCGUCAUGCGCAAGGGCUCGAGUCGAAGCGAGCGAUCAUCGGUCGGAGGAACCGCAGAUGGAUCCGGAGGAGGAGGCCAUUCGCCGGACAGUGGUGGUGGUGGAGGUGGAAAGAAGAAACAUCUCGCGGAAGGCACACCGAUGUACGCGACGGUGAACAAGAAGCUAAAGCUAAAAUCCCGCCUUGACGCUUUGCGGCGCAGUGGAACGGUUGUUGAUGCCGGUGCUGGUGGUCGAAGGGUGACAACACGCACAGGAGAAGCUCCCCGGCAGGGCACGAGGAAGCCUUCGAAGCAGGAAAAACGCACACCCGAAACCGCCAGUCCGGUGCCGGAAAUUUUCAUCACCGGCGUGUCCGGCUCGCCGACGAAACCGACGGGAAGCUCGAGCCGGAAGACGAGCUUCGAUUCAACCUGCAGCUCGAUGGAUUCGGGUUUCAUCGAUCAGCAGCAGCGGCAACAGCUUAAGCAGCAACUUCAGCAGCUGCAGCAGCUCAAACAGGAACAACCGCCAAAUGGUGCCGCCGUUCGAGUGGCCAGUGAGCAGGAGGAAGACGACGGUACCGAUCAGCUAAACGAUCUGUCUCGGGUGCAAAUCAAGGAGUGCCUGGUGACGCAGUCGCGCAAUCGGCGCAAAUCGUACGAAGAGUUCAAAUCGCUCUUCCGACAGGAAGUGGCGCCCAGUGGUGGGACAGACGCCGCAGCAAGUGGUGGUGGUGGUGUUGGUGGACACGCUGGUCGAUGUAGCAACACCGCCGGGCUGCCGUUGCCGAGCGUCGAUGAAAAAGAGAGUGUCAAGGCGAGACGGAAGUCCUACGAGGAGUUCAAAGCGUUAGUCAAAAUUUGUGAUACUAGCUUUAGCAGUUUGAAGACGACGGCCGAGGAGGAGCCGGAGAAGGAGCUGAAAGAAGCGCAGGACGAGCUGGAGCACGCGAGGACGCAACGAUCGGCCACGUUGCCUGCCGUUGUCACACCGAGCAACGGUUCCGUCGGGAAUCUGUUCAAGAUGAAGCGCAAAAAUUCGCGCCGUCUCAGUCUGAAGAAAACGUUCUCGUCCGGAGGCACGGAGUUGCAGCGAGCGGAGUCCGGCCGUGAAGGUGUUAGAGGUAGUACCAUCUACGACAUACUGCGUGGUGAUCGAAAGCCUGCGAGUCCGUUGAUCAAGGAGUUGGGUCCGUUGGCAUUGAGCCGAACGGCGGACGAAUUGUACCGCAAGAACUACAAGAUCUACGACAAGCUGAUUUCGUACGGUAGUCGGGCGUACAAGCGGUAUGACAAGUACAUGACGUACGGCACGAUCUACGAGAUCCUGCACCGCAAGUCCGACGCUGCCGAGGACGUGUUUCUGCGCAAGCGAGCUCUCUCGGAGAAGUACGCCAAGCGGAAGGUCGGUGUAUCCCCGCACUACGGCUCGGUGAAGCUGGGCACGAUCUACGAUAUCCUGCAGGGCAAGCAGAUCCAACAGCUGCAGCUUGAUGCGAGUUCGCGCAAGAAAUCCGUCCCCGACAAAGACGAGAGUCCACCAGCGACACUCUCGACGAUCUACGACAUCAUCCACUCGAAGAAAGCGUCCGAUCCGGCCUCGCCAAAAGGCAAGAACCGCUUUCUGGUGAAGAAGAUCACCGAGGAGGAGUUGCACUUGAGUAACGAGAAUAACCGUAACGAGCUGAACCUAUCACAAGCGUCAGUAGCGAAGGUUGGCACUCCUGCGGAUGCAAACGGUUCUCCAAAAGCUUCCGAGCGUGCCGGCGGAGAUGGUUUAAACGGUGGUCCACCGUCACCUGAUUAUACGACCCCAAAAUCGGUGGGUCAAACACGGAAGCCAGCUCGCACGCGUCGAUUCUCGAACAUUCUCUCGUACAGCUCAUCGAAACCGGCACCAACGGUGGCUCCGAGCACCACAAGCGAUGAACCGCGACUUGACAGUCCCCGACUGAAGCAGAUUGCGGCCAGUGAUGAGGAUCUGUACAAGAGCGCUACAGCGAAGUUGCGUGCUGCUCAGCAGCAGGUUCAGGUCCAUCAGCUAUCGGUGGACGAGCUGUACGCACGGAUCGGGAAGAUGCGCAAGUCCGCGACGGUUUCGACGGCUCUCUGCACCAAGAUUGACGAGGUCGCUGGUGAGGGUGGUGAUUCGACGUUGGAAUCUACCGGCAUAAAGGCUCUGGCGCUUCAACAACCACCCAAACAACGGCAUCAGCUGUUGGUGCCCGGGCGGCAAACUCUCGCACCAGGCGAUGAUCAAGAGGUCCUGCGAGUUGACGGUGGCAGUUGUCCGAAACCGGGCGUCAUUUUCAAGUCCAACUCGUUGGACAUGCUCGCACCGAAGAAGCUGUCACGGACGGCUCGAUGGAGCAAGCAGAUGCAGGAUGCGGCCACGGGUUUGAGCGGACCGAUCCGCAAACUUUCGCCGCUGAUCAUGCCAAUGAAGAAGGGCUCUGGUGUGGGUGAUCAGAAGAAAAGCACCCGGCGACUGUCCGAGUUCACGAGGGGUGAAUUUCUCAACGAGAAACCAUGGUACUUCCGCAAGAUAAAGAGAAUAGAAGCAGAGAAGAAGCUGCUACUGCCAGAGAACGAACAUGGCGCAUUCUUGAUCCGCGACUCGGAAAGCCGUCACAAUGAUUAUUCACUAUCCGUGCGCGAUGGCGAUACGGUCAAACACUACCGGAUUCGGCAGCUGGACGAGGGCGGAUUCUUCAUCGCCAGGAGGACCACAUUCCGCACGCUGCAGGAGCUGGUCGAGCACUACUCGAAGGAUUCCGAUGGUUUGUGCGUCAACCUAUGCAAACCGUGCGUACAGAUUGAGAAACCCGUCACGGAUGGUCUAUCUCAUCGCACUCGCGAUCAGUGGGAAAUCGACAGGACGUCGCUCAAGUUCGUGCGCAAGCUUGGCUCCGGUCAGUUCGGCGACGUCUGGGAGGGUCUCUGGAACAACACCACCCCGGUCGCAAUUAAGACACUCAAAUCGGGUACGAUGGAUCCGAAAGAUUUCCUUGCAGAGGCGCAGAUCAUGAAGAAGCUGCGACACACCAAGCUCAUCCAACUGUACGCCGUCUGUACACUGGAGGAACCGAUCUACAUCAUCACGGAGCUCAUGAAGCACGGCUCGUUGCUAGACUAUCUGCAGGGUAAGGGCAGAUCCUUGAAGCUGCCACAGCUCAUCGAUAUGGCUGCGCAGAUCGCGGCUGGCAUGGCGUAUCUCGAGUCCCAGAACUACAUCCAUCGUGACUUGGCCGCACGUAAUGUGCUGGUCGGUGAUAAUAAUAUCGUAAAGAUUGCCGAUUUCGGAUUAGCUAGAUUAAUCAAAGAAGAUGAAUAUGAGGCGCGCGUCGGGGCCCGUUUCCCGAUCAAGUGGACCGCUCCAGAAGCUGCCAAUUACAGCAAGUUCUCGAUUAAGUCCGAUGUCUGGAGUUUUGGCAUUCUGCUAACGGAGUUGGUCACAUACGGCAGAAUACCGUAUCCGGGCAUGACGAACGCCGAGGUGCUGACGCAGGUUGAGCACGGAUAUCGCAUGCCACAGCCGCAGAACUGCAAUACGCCACUGUACGAGAUCAUGCUCGAGUGCUGGAACAAGGACCCGAUGCGGCGGCCCACGUUCGAGACGCUCCAGUGGAAGCUGGAAGAUUUCUUCACCAUGGACCCAAGUGAAUACAAGGAGGCCGCUCCCUUCUGAUAAACGCCCCGCCGCGCUCGUUUAUCUCCGUCGCCACCGCCAGGAGCACAACACCAGCAGUGUAGCCCGGAAGUAGCCGGAAACGUCCGUAAUCCAAUCCUCUAGCGUGUCCCUAUUCGUUUUGUUUCCGGGCGUUUUCUCCAUAGCCGGGAAGCUACUGCCACCGCUGUUGGCUGGCAAAUGGCAGUUGCAACCGCGACGUGGGGGCGCCUCUGUUUGUCUGUGCGCGGACAGAAGCGUUCCUGUCGGUUGCAACCAUUGGCUAUUUAUUUACGUUUCUACGAUGCAUUCACACAUUCAGUCACAUUAGCUCUCAUAUUGCGUAUUAAAUAGGUUUACAGUGUCUUGUGGGAUGCGCCCACAACGCGACCGCAUAGCAUAGGCUGCGGAGUUGGGGGCGAGGGAACGCGUUUAUUACAAUUAUGUUAGCCACAAUCGAAUAGGGGAUGUCAAUGGUAACUCUCACCCGCGUGGUGGCGCAGGAUAGACUGAAGGAGGAGCGUAAUAGUACACAUUAUAGUGAUGCCAAUCGAGCGCGACCAAUCAAUGAACGAAUCCCGAUGUAUUAACAGGGGGAAGACUUACGUUUUCAGGUUAGGUAUUUCGUUUUUUGUUUGUUUGUUAUACACAUAGAUGAUUUCUUUACCCACUGUGAAUGUACGGCAGAUAAUCCUACCGUUGCACAUUCCUUCCUGGGGUGCAGACAACAGGCUAAUAGUAACAAAUGCAGAUACCAGCAAGCGUAUGCUUUUACAACCUCGGGUAUUUGUAAGCUUCGGUCUUUAGCUAUACGCUUCAGAACUCCCGAGCUAACGUGUCGCUGUUAUUUUUUUUCUUCUUUCUAGUAUAUCUAAUUGCCGCUUUAUAUCGCCAGACAAAAGUUAGUAUAAGGCUUAGACAAAAUCAGCGUGUGUUUAUCAUGGUCAUGGUUCUGCUACAACGUUUUUGUUCGUGCUUUUGUUCCCCCCAUUAGCGAAAUCGCGUUUCUAGCAUUCGAGACUUCUGCGCGUUUGCUGCAUUUACAAGCUCCCCGUGAAUGCAAUUCUAGCCUACAUCACAAACGUUGCGUUAUAUAUUGAUGUCUCUUUUUGCCGUCUUUAUUUUUUGUGUUCCAUAUUGUGCUUUUUUAUACCGUUCAAAUGAAUUGCUCUGAUUGUUGCUCCUCGAAUUUUAUUCGUUUACGUUGCUGAAGGGCCAAUCCAUAGAGAGUUAGAGCCGGAAGGAUGAAUUUUCUCGACGAUUUGUCGACGUUGUUCUGACACCAUCACCAUCAUUCCUCCCGAUUCUUGUAACGCAGUGGGACAGCGGCCGAGGGGUAAAGUGUGGCGGAAUUUGGAACCCGAUGGUUCCGGUAUGCGCAAACACGCGAAAAUGGUACUGAUUUUUAGGUAGUUGUGCUGGUAUUUCAAACAUUUUUUUUUCUCUUUUUUAAAUCGAAUUAAAACCUCUAGUAACGAUCACAACGAGAUUAGGACAAUUCAUCAUCACGAAAAGGUUGACGAGUACUAUCGGCUUUCAAGUGGUAUCGAGAAAGCAAACAAUCAAUCUCACAAAUUAGCGACAAAUGCAUAGAGAGAUAGAGAGAAAGGGAAAAAAGGAUCAAUCCAAGUCACUCUUCGUCUACAAAUGCGGGUGCAUUUAUGUUUAAGUGUAUGUGUUAAUCGAUCGUUCAUUCGUUCUCAGUAUCGUCUGUAUAAGAAAUCUUCGGUGAAACAAGAGAAAAAAAUAUAGUAAGUGUACAUAUGUUACGAAUAGCCUCCAGCAAAGGCUCGUUUCGAGGAAAUUAAGAUAGUUUUGCAGCGAAAAUCCAUCAGACAUGGACCGUGCACAAGCAUCUUUUAUUGGCCCAGUAAGUAAUGCAGCAAAAUCAAUUUUGGGUAUUUGAAUGAUGAUCAAUAAUUUAGCUAGUUCUUUGAAACAGCUUCAUCGAUGGUUGGUUUUUUUGCGGCAGAAUCAAUUGAACCUGGUUGGUAUGCUGCCUUGGGUGAUGAAUAGUGGCAACUCAUCAAAACUUCAUAAAAGUUAUGCAUGAUCUUCAAUAUUGCAUUGUCUAAGAAGUAGGGAGUGGCCUGAACACGUGGAAAACAAUUGCAUUGAUAAAAUAUUUACAAAACUGUACGUAAAAGAACACGCAGGGACAGUUGAUAUUACAAACAGUUAUCAAAUUUAUAUUUGAAACCGUAAGCAUGCGGUGUGCUGUAUGUAUCAACGAACCGUUAAACUUGAGACAAAGUGGAAGUGAGAAAUGAUCGUUACAAAGACCGCAGAAAUGUUUGACAAAUUUUCUAAUAAGCUGGACCGUGCUAAAGACAAACAAAAUGUAUAAAGCUUUGCAAAUUUUCAUGUCUCUCAAAACUAGACUCUCAUUACGCACCGAUUCACCGUUCUAGUAGCGAAAGGCAGUCGAGUACGCACUUUCUAUGAAUACGUUUUAAGUGUAAAUGUGUUGAUCAACUAAACUGAUUAUGAGGAAUGAACUCUUAUAUUAAUGAUAACGAGAACAAAAUACAUAUAGACAUACCGAAACACGAUCAAAUGUGACCCAUUUAAACCGAUGGUGAAAACUGAAAUAAAACAUUGAAAUACAUA
This is a messenger RNA of Anopheles nili, 7317 nucleotides long. RefSeq lists its product as uncharacterized. Lineage: Eukaryota; Metazoa; Arthropoda; Insecta; Diptera; Culicidae. The record is from RefSeq and is a predicted model, not a curated record. Gene Ontology annotation, cellular component: extrinsic component of cytoplasmic side of plasma membrane. The coding region runs from base 1 to 4728 and encodes 1575 amino acids. Gene Ontology annotation, molecular function: ATP binding; signaling receptor binding; non-membrane spanning protein tyrosine kinase activity. Gene Ontology annotation, biological process: cell differentiation; protein phosphorylation; cell surface receptor protein tyrosine kinase signaling pathway. The transcript has 8 exons.